AUGGCUAUGGCAGAGAUGGAGGAUGUCCCCUUGGUGAGCGAAGAGAAGAUUCCCAGCAACCGGCGACGUUUGAUGAUGGUAGUUGGUGCCACAACCUUUCUGAUGGCAAUGACUUUGUCAAUUAGUCUGGGCUAUGUCUACUUCCACAAACAGCACUUUCGUAUCCGUGCGGGCGAUCCUUUGCAUACCAAAGUGGGCUUUCCCAACCAAAAGGAUGUGCAAAAGCUGUUGGAGCUUCUGCAGGAGACCUAUCCGGAUCCCCAGAUUGUUUUCAAAGAGCUGAAGUCCUUGAACGUGGACAAUUCGGAUCCGGAAAACAUCAAAUUCACACCGAAAGACUGGAAGCCGUCCAACGUCACACAAAAAUCACAACUCCGGUCUCGAAGACUCCAAGAAUUCCUCCCGGACCAAAUUGACACUCACAUGGACUACGACUACUUUGAAUCCUUGAACUUGGCUCUCUGCGUAAUCGAUGGCUACCAAUCUGCUUUGACGAUUGGACAGAUUGCAACGAACAUCCACUCCCUGACCAUCGCAUGCGAGUCUCCGUAUCCAAAGGAUCCCCAACAGCAGGACUUCUGUGCCCAAAUGGUGUCCCUGAAUCUGGCGCUGUGGGGCUAUCUGGCUUGCUUCAUCGAGGACAUGGUGUCGGCAUGUGGUCCAGAGUUCAAUCUCAAUGCCGGAUGUUCCUUGGAUGUUACAGGUUUGCUCACGAAUUCCUUUCUGGCAGCAUCGGCUGGUGCUGGCAUGAAGCAGAACUGCCUUCCUCCUGGAGGCUACAAAGGUACCACACCGGCCCCUGAAGUGGAAGUUGACACAGAUCCGGUGACACGGACCUUUGGUGUAUCCGUACAAGACGACAUUGAGGGUUUCCUGAAACGGCUGCGAGAGCGACAACAGGCUGCACAAAGAGAACGCACUGAGCGCUUUAAACUUAACUCUGCCGUGGGCGCUGGCAGUCGACGCCUGGACGAAAUUGCGAAUCUGCCUGCGAUGCCGCUGAUGAAGCAGGAGAUGGAUUCGGAAGCGGAUGCCGAGUAUAUUCAGAAGAGAGCGCAGGAGACGAUCGACAGCUUUUUGGGUGGUAAAGAUAUCGACAUCAAGGACAAAGCAGCGGUGAAGAGACAGCUGAAGCUGACCUCCGAAGAAGUGAUCCAGCUGAAGAAGGACAGCGACGAGAAGAAGUGGAAGCGCGCUGCUUGCGGCUUGGACACUCAGAAGGCAGCUGCACGUCUGGCACAGGCGGCUGUGAUGAUGGCUUUCGCCGUGAAAGACUGUUCAGUGGAAAACUUCCAGGACAAGGGCCAAGCCGGCAAGAACAAAUGCGCUGUGGACAUCACUGCGGCAAUUGCAUCUGCUGGCAUUGCUGCCAGUUUGAUUACCAUCAGCGUCAUCAAUUGCCCUGCGAGCCUGGAGUUCACUGAAAUCAUGGGCAAGCGAUUCUGUGCAGCGUCCAUCAUUGACUUGGUAGUGGCCACGAGCUACAUCGGGACAUCUAUUGCCAGCAUUCAGGGCACCUGUGGUACCCUGGACAAUGCCUGGGAAUAG
This is a messenger RNA of Cladocopium goreaui, 1548 nucleotides long. The record is from the annotation of a GenBank genome assembly. NCBI's taxonomy places the organism in Eukaryota, Dinophyceae, Suessiales, Symbiodiniaceae.